ACUCUCUGGUGCCACACACAGCCACCUGUGGGAUUCUUCUCCAUAGAAAUCAAGCAAAGGCUUGGCCCAUCACUUACAAAUAGCCUAUGGUGUGUAUAUGCCAUAUUAUUCUUAGAAGCUGCAAAAAUUACUUAUAAUGUCGAUUGAGGCUCUAGCAAUGGCGGGUGUGGAUUAUAUCAAGUCCGGCAUCGACCUGGAGGAGGUAGAGCGAGGAGACGAGGAGAAGACGGCGCCACAGCAUCUCUUGGCGGUGGAGCACAAGGCCGGGCAAGUUGUUACGGUAAAGAGCGAUGAGAAAUGGCAGGUGGACGCAACAAUAGGAGCAUGUGCCGAAUCGGUUGCUUCCUCAGCGGAGAAGUCGGAGACUUCAAUAUAGAAAGAUCGCUGUGUUCGAUAGAUGUGGUUGCCUCUUGUGCAAUAAUAAGAAACGAAAAUACUAUAGAAUUUUUUCUAUGGUAUACCAUAUAAUAUUUUUAAAGUAAAAUAAUUUGUACAUUAUGAUUAUGAUAUUGUUGUUUUAAUUAGUAGUUAAACAUUUUAUUAGAAGUCUCAAAUUUUGUUUUUGAUAUUAAAAUAUUUAAAUUUAA
This is a messenger RNA of Rubroshorea leprosula, 587 nucleotides long. The record is from the annotation of a GenBank genome assembly. NCBI's taxonomy places the organism in Eukaryota, Viridiplantae, Streptophyta, Magnoliopsida, Malvales, Dipterocarpaceae.